Molecule: messenger RNA, 2649 nt
Organism: Brassica napus (rape)
Lineage: Eukaryota; Viridiplantae; Streptophyta; Magnoliopsida; Brassicales; Brassicaceae
Product: F-box/kelch-repeat protein At1g22040-like
Exons: 1
Coding region: 576-1979 (467 amino acids)
Molecular function (GO): protein binding
Source: RefSeq, a predicted model, not a curated record
GAUAGAUUUCAUGCAAGAAUAAUAAUAUUCAACAACAAGUACAUAGAUUUCAUGCAACAAUAAUAGUAAUAAUCAACAACAAGAUAUUGUUAAUUAUAGUUGACUUGGGAGAAGAGAAGACAGGUUUACCUAACUUCACAUCGUGUCAAUCAUCAAUCCAACGUUCAUCACUAAAUUUGACAGCAAAACAAAAGAAUUAAAAAAGAACAUCUUGCGUAAACUGAUUCAACGACAAAAAAACUCAAACUUGGAACCAAAAAGACAAAUUCUAUCUAACUCUUUGAUCAUGUCUAGUCUUUUGCUGCACUGGUAAGAGAUUCUCAUGUCUGUUGAACUCUAUUAAUUCGUCUCCUUGAUCUCUCUCUGGAUUCUUACUAAGUAUGUAUUAGCUGCUUGCAGGUAAUAGAACUGCAUUGAAACAGCUCUAGUACUUUAUGCUUAUCUAUGUCAUUUUAGCAGUGUUUCGAUCUAAGUUCUUGAACGUGUGUUCUUGAUUGUAAUAUAGUGGAAGUGUUAAUUUUACUGCUUGUUAUUGUUUUGCAGCGACUCUUGAUUUUUUUUAAAGCUAAGCUAAUAUGGGUUCUGUAAUGAGCUUGAGCAAAUCAACUGCUCAGGACGAGUACUUCUCAAACGAAUCUUUCAAAAUACGAAAGACAUUUUCAACCAACGAUGAAGAUUACUGCAGAUUGAUUCCAAAUCUUCCUGAUGAGCUAUCUAUACAGAUUCUUGCUAGGCUCCCAAGAAUCUGCUACUCGAAUGUUCAGUUGGUUUCACGGAGGUGGAGAUCAGUUGUAUCGACCUCUGAGCUGUAUAGUCUGAGAAAAGAACUUGGUAAGACAGAGGAAUGGCUCUAUGUGCUGACCAAAGGCCAAGAUGAUAACCUUGCGUGGUACGCUUUAGAUCCAGUUACCACGAGAUGGCAGAGACUACCUCCUAUGCCUGUUAUUGUCUAUGAAGAGGAACCUACUACAAGUAGUUUGUGGAGUCUUUUGAGCUCUCUCGGUAGAAAAGAGGUUUCUGUGUCCGAGCAAACGCCCUUCUGCGGCUGUGCUGUUGGUUCUGUCAAUGGGUGUCUCUAUGUUCUUGGAGGGAUCUCUAGGUCUACAACCGUGAACUCCGUUUGGCGAUUUGAUCCGGUUCUUAACUCGUGGAGCGAAGUGAGUUCCAUGCUGGCCAACCGUGCUUAUUCCAAAACAGGAGUGUUGGACAAGAAGCUCUAUGUUGUUGGAGGUGUUGAGAGUCGACGUGGAAGUUUAUAUCCGCUUCAGACAGCCGAGGUUUACGAUCCAAACACUGAUGUUUGGUCAGAGGUCCCGAGCAUUCCUUUCUCAAAGGCGCAGAUGUUGCAUGACGCGUUCUUGGCUGAAAUGUUGAAGCCUAUAGCCACUGGGAUGACUUGUUACAACGGUAGGUUAUGUGUUACUCAGAGUUUAUGCUCUUGGCCUGUCUUUUAUGAUGCUGGAGGAAAGGUGUAUGAUCCGGAGACGAGUCUCUGGGGUGAUAUGCCCUCUGGUAUGGGUGAAGGUUGGCCUGCGAGGCAAGCGGGUACGAAGCUGAGUGUUGUGGUGGGUGGUGAGUUAUAUGGUUUUGAUCCUUCUUCUUCUUCUUCGGUGGAGAAUGGGAAAAUUAAGGUUUAUGAUCAAAGGGAAGAUACUUGGAAAGUUGUUAUUGGUGAAGUCCCUGUUUAUGAUGUGACAGAUUCAAAAUCUUCUUAUUUGCUUGCUGAGUUUCAUAGGAAGCUUCAUUUUAUUACUAGAGAUGCUUAUUGUAACGUUACAGUAUUUAGUGCUGAUGUCGCUGAGAUCAGAAGCUCUUCAUCAUCAUCAUUGUCUAGCUCCAAGUCUGUUUUGGGGUCAUGCUCUUUGAAGGAAAAGGGGAAUGGAGAUAACAAGUCAGCAGACAGUGUUAUUUGGAAAGUCAUUGCAAGCAAGGACUUAGGUGCUGCUGAACUUGUUAGCUGCCUAGUUAUGGAUAUAUGAAAACCAAGAAUAUUUGCUCAUUUCUUGUGGGACUUUAAGAGUUCAUGUGUACAGCCAAAAGCAACAGUCUGAAGCUUUAUGAUAUGUUCUUCCAAAGAUUUAUAGAAGUCUAAUUCUUUGAUGAUCCUGAUUCUAAUAUACUUCUUCUGGCUUUGGCUGGCAUGUAAGCUUGAGCAAUAGAAUGUUAUGUAACAAUAUAAGUACAUUACAAUGACCUAUCAGUUCCUGGAAGUAAAAAAAAAAAUGUCUUUCUCCUAGUGUGAUUCAGUUGCAAAAGUUCAGCUUUUGAACCCCCUCCCCUUUCAUUUAGUUAAUCCAUCUCAACUUUGACAUGGUUUCCUGAUCAUUUUGCUUUACCGAAACUGUCGAUUCGGUUAAGAAUCUCUAUUUGAUUAUUUGCGUGGUUCUUCUAUAAUUGUUGACAUAAGGACCCAUUUACCCAACACUAUGGAUGUUGCAGGCAGAAGAAAAUAGGUAAAAAGGAAGAAUGAUGAUACGCUUGAUGCCUUGGAAUCAAGAACGUCGUAUCAUAUUCAUAUGCUCAUAAAAGCUAAACCACCUCUGGAUUCUCAUUUCACACUUCACCCUCUCUUUUUAUCUUCCCUUUUCCUUUAUAGUGAAAAGUUGGCUUUUGAAUUAUUUCGACGAAUCUGUUAUGGCAUUAAUUUUC